AAGGAGGAGACGGAGGGAGAGAGAUAAACUAAUCACUCCAUGGUAACUGACGGGAAACUAACGCGUACAGUACUGUUGAGAGGGAGUGGGUGGGGUGAAGGAGAUUUAUAGAGGCAAACAGUUAGGCAAGAGCAGUCAGCAUUUGAACAUUGAAGAAGGAGGACGUUGAGAGGAAGACAAGAUGAACUGUGAAAAGUGCCAUGGCUCGUUCGAGAAGGAAGGAAGGGACCCGCUGCUGCUUCCCUCCUGUGGCCAUACUCUCUGUAAAAACUGUUUGCGUCUCUUCAUUCAACACAACGGUUUCAAGUGUCCAUUCUGCGGGAAGAAACAGCCUUCAAACCUGAAAAUAGAAGACUUACUCCCGAAUUAUGCCCUUCUUCAGAUGAUGGAGAGCAUGAAUGAUGAGAAUGGACGUAAUGGAAGGAAGAAGGACAGACACAGAUCGAGGGGGAGGGCGGCGGAAGGCAAGGAGCGGAGCAGGGAGAGGAGCGUGAUCAAGGGCACUGAAACCGAGUGUGUGGAGCAUGAGGGGGUGCGGCUCAUGUACUGGUGUGGCCCAUGUGGCGUGGCGGCCUGUGGUGAGUGUGUGGUGGAGAAGCACACAGGUGGGGGCGGCGGUGAAGGCAGAAGGCACCAAACUGUGAGGAUUGAUGCUGCGCUGAAGAUGAGGAGGAGUGAGUUGCAAGAGCAUGUCAUUAUGCUGAUGAACACUCUGGAGUCAGCGGAGAAGAAACAUAGAAACCUUACCAAGUCAUCUCCUUUCAUCACUGCUGCCAAGAAGUUGCAGACCGAAGUGACAGCGGUGAUGGGGAAGAUAAGAGUGGUGCUGUCCCUCCUGGCGCGCCUGAUCCAGGAGGGCGAGGAGGGCGACGCGGGACUCCAGCACCUGCGAGGGGAGCUGGAUGAACUGAUUCAAAAAACGCCACCAUCUGGGUCCACCACGGGGAAUGUUGCGGAGAUCAUGGCUUUAUUGAAACACCUGAAGCGCAUCGAGGAAUUCCGUGAUGGCCCUGUAGCCAAGUUGUUGAAGGAGGUGGAGGCAUCGAGCAGAGAGGACUGGAUGAUCUUUCUUAGCAUUGCUUCUGCCAACAAUGCUGUUCUAAAUAAUAAAGCUAUUGUUCUUUGUAAGCAGCUUGCUUUGUGUGGUGGUGGGUAUCGCUUGGAUGUGGUGGGUGGUGGCGGCCUGCUAGGGAGCCUCACUUGGGAGCAGCAGAAGUUUCAUCUGCACUGCCUUCGUCUGCCCUCAGGGCCUCGCAGAUCCAACUCAGACUUAGCACGUUGCCACGCUCUCAAGUGGCAGGUCUUGGAAACACAGAUGGAGGAAGUGAAGCAAGUGUUCCUGGACUUGGUGUGGGGAGGACCAGGCCAGGUGCGGCAGGGAAAGAAAGGCUCUACUUCAAACUCUGCCGGUCUGACUCCACCUCUGAGGCAUCCUGCUGCCGCUUCCUCCAUCAAGUGAUGGGCGAUGAGAACAACAGUGAUGGCAACAACUCCCUCCUUGGCCCUCUUCCCAGGAAUAUUCUGGAGGCACUGGGCCGGGCCAUCCUGCUUGGCACACACACCCAAAAAGAAGGCACUGAAAGUAAGAGUAAAGGUGCUGCAGGAGAGCAGCCUACAGCAGACUCCCAUCCCACUGCCAGUGCUGCAGCUGCAGUCAUUGUU
Molecule: messenger RNA, 1662 nt
Organism: Portunus trituberculatus (swimming crab)
Lineage: Eukaryota; Metazoa; Arthropoda; Malacostraca; Decapoda; Portunidae
Product: tripartite motif-containing protein 3-like
Exons: 8
Coding region: 182-1459 (425 amino acids)
Molecular function (GO): zinc ion binding
Source: RefSeq, a predicted model, not a curated record